CAUUCUUAUAUGAUUAGUACCAUCAUCGUAUAAGUGACACUGGACACUCUCUACUUCAUUAAAACCUUUCAGAAAAGUAGGCGGAGGGAUAGAAACAGUUUUUCUCGUUCCUCUUAUUGGAAGAAACCCUUGCACUUCAUCUCAUAGAGUACUGCCACAUCAAAGUUUAUCAAAGUCUUUCUCCCACAUAUUCCAGCAACGAUGGCCAUUGCACCCUCUACAACACCUCCCUUGCAAACUGGUGUAGCACAUCAGAGGGAAUCCAGCGUUGAUAAAUCAACAAGUUGGAAAAUUACAACAAAGAUUGCCAAAGCACAACAAGAAGGUAGAAUUUGGUGGUCAUUCGAAUAUUUUCCUCCAAGAACGCCACAAGGUUUGACAAAUUUGUAUGAUCGUAUAGAACGUAUGUCAGGAUUAGGUCCUGAAUUCGUUGAUAUCACUUGGAACGCAGGCGGUCGUACAUCCGACCUAACUGCACAAUUGGUCAAAACCGUUCAUACAUAUAUGGGUUUGGAAACAUGCAUGCAUUUAACAUGUACAAAUAUGCCUCGUGAUAAAGUUGAUACAGCUUUAAAAGAGGCCAAAAAGUUUGGUUGUAGAAAUAUUUUGGCUUUGCGUGGCGAUCCUCCUGCCGGUGCAUCCGAAUGGGAACCUCAUGCCGCUGGAUUCAUGUACGCAAAAGAGUUGGUCGAGUAUAUUCGUGAAGGAUAUGGUGAUUAUUUCGCAAUCGCUGUUGCCGGUUUCCCAGAAGGUCAUCCUGAAGCCAAAGAUGGCGUUGAUUUGGAGAUGAAGAGAUUGAAGGACAAAAUCGAUGCAGGUGCUGACUUCAUCUUUACACAAAUGUUUUACGAUUAUGACAUCUUUGCUAGAUGGGUCAAGGAUGUACGUGCAGCUGGCAUCGAUGUGCCAAUCGUUCCCGGUGUGAUGCCGAUUCAAAAUUACGGUGGUUAUCAACGUGCCACAGCAAGAUUCCGUACAAUCGUCCCAGAGAGUUUCAAGCAAGCAUUAGACCCUAUCAAGGAAGAUGAUCAAAAGGUACGGGAAGUGGGUACGCAGUUGGUGGGUGAUCUAUGCAAAAAGAUUAUCGAUCCUGCCAACGGGCUAGGAAUCAGUGGUUUGCACAUCUAUACUAUGAAUUUGGAGCGUGGAUCACGCAUGUUACUCGAAUAUCUCAACCUACAGCCAUCCGUGCAACAGGUCAAACAAUUGCCAUGGACACCAAGUCUAACACCCAAAAGACGAGAUGAAGGUAUUCGACCUAUAUUUUGGGCUAAUCGGGCAAAAAGUUAUGUCGAUCGUACAGAGACGUGGGAUGAAUUCCCAAACGGAAGAUGGGGAGAUGCGCGUAGUCCUGCAUAUGGCGAUGUAGAUGCUUAUGGUGUCAAAUUACGCUAUACACCAGAGGAAGGAAGAGAGUUGUGGGGCGAACCAACAGAUUUGGAAGCAGUAAAGGAGCUAUUUUGCAACUUCUGUCGAGGCAAGGUUACAGCAUUGCCUUGGAGCGAAACUCCGAUCGCAAAAGAAACGACAGUGAUUGAUGAAAUGCUACAAAAGCUUAAUUCACUCGGUUUCCUUACAAUCAACAGUCAGCCUGCCGUCGAUGGUGCACCAAGUGAUGAUCCUGUGCAUGGAUGGGGACCAAAGUAUGGCUAUGUAUAUCAGAAGGCAUACUUGGAAUUCUUUUGUGCACCUGAGAAGUUGGAUGCCUUGAUCACACGCAUUGAAGCCGAUCCAAGGAUGACAUAUCAUGCAGUAAAUGCACAAGGUGAUAUGCGAACAAACACCACUAGCGAUUCACCCAAUGCGGUCACAUGGGGCUGUUUCCCACACUGUGAGAUUAUCCAACCAACGAUUGUGGAAACAAUCUCCUUCUUAGCAUGGAAAGAUGAAGCAUACGAGAUCGGACGUCAUUGGGCAAGAGUCUAUUCACCUGAUUCACCUGCGCGCAAAUUGCUGGACGAGAUGUUCAAAUCAUACGUUUUGGUAAAUGUUGUCCACAACGAUUUCAAGGAUCGACAUGGAAUCUUUCAACCGUUCUUAGAUGUGAGCACGAAAUUGAACGGAUCAGCAUAAUCUCCCUUCUCACAUCUCCACGCAUACGUUAGCAUCAACUGCAAACGUCUUCAAAGCACAUUUCACUCAGAAUUACGUAAUUCAACAUUGUACUCUAUUCAUCCCAACAUAGGCAAGAAGCGAGGCCAGAAUCCUUCCACAGGAUACCCUUAACAUUGUA
Molecule: messenger RNA, 2233 nt
Organism: Meira miltonrushii
Lineage: Eukaryota; Fungi; Basidiomycota; Exobasidiomycetes; Exobasidiales; Brachybasidiaceae
Product: putative MET13-putative methylene tetrahydrofolate reductase
Exons: 1
Coding region: 202-2073 (623 amino acids)
Biological process (GO): tetrahydrofolate interconversion
Cellular component (GO): cytosol
Molecular function (GO): FAD binding; methylenetetrahydrofolate reductase [NAD(P)H] activity
Source: RefSeq, a predicted model, not a curated record